GAUGACAGCGCGAGAUCGCGCCCGUUUGUGGAAUGUUCUGGCUGCUCGCUCUACGGCUAGCAUGAGAGACGGAGACACCGUUUUGUUUGAUUUAAAUAAAUAAAUAAAUUGAUUGAUACUAAACAAUGAUGGCAUUGACACCUCUUGUUUACUGGGCUCAACGCCACGAAGAAAUCUACCUCCGCGUGGAACUGACUGACGCUCAGAAUAUUGACGCCCAUGUGCAUGAAAACAUCCUUCACUUUCAAGCUCUUGGCCACGGUGCGAGGGGUCAAAACCUGUACGAAUUCAGCAUGGAGUUUCUUUUACCUGUAGAAUCACAGGUAGCUUUCAAGUCCACUCAACGGCAGGUGAACAUCACUGUGAUGAAAAAGCAGCGAGGCUGGUGGGAAAGGUUGACCAAGCAGGAACGCAAGCCACUUUUCUUGGCUCCCGACUUCGACCGCUGGCUUGACGAGUCGGACGCCGAGAUGGAAAUCAGGGAGAAGGAGGAGAGAAGAAACAAGUGGAAAGCUUCACGGCACAACGAAAAAGGCAAGUGUGGAGAGAAGUUUCUCCAUCUGCUAGUGGCUGAAGUUUCACCAUUGCGAAUAGUCUCUGCUGCUGUUUGUGUUUCAGGGUUCAUCAAUCUGACAACAGGAUUUUUGUUUACCUACAACUUGGUGCAGUUUCUUGGCUUUUCCUGGAUCUUUGUCAACAUGACCAUUCGCCUCCUUAAAUUUGGUGAAGAUUCCGUCUACGACACAUUUCACACCAUAUCUGGAGUCAUGUUCUUCUGCCAAAUUUUGGCAGCCGUCGAGGUCCUCAACGCCGCUUUUGGGCUGGUCAGAACGGGUGUGAUCCCGACUCUUAUACAGGUUUUGGGAAGGAAUUUUGUCCUCUUUAUCAUAUUUGGUUGCUUGGAAGAAAUGCAGAAUAAGCCGGUGGUAUUCUUUGUUUUCUACCUGUGGAGUGCCAUUGAAAUAUUCAGGAAUGUAAUGAGGCUUUGCUUCAGGUAUCCAUUCUACAUGCUGGGAUGCUUCAACACUGAGUGGAAAAUCCUGACGUGGUUGCGAUAUUCCCUCUGGAUGCCCCUUUACCCGUUAGGCGCUCUCGCUGAGGCUGUGGCUAUCGUACAGUCCGUUCCCAUCUUUGACAAAAGCAGCUUGUUCAGCAUUCCGCUGCCAAAAGCCAUCGGCACAUCCCUGAGGUUCGCCUACUUUCUGCGUGCGUACCUCGUGCUCAUGUUUCUAGGACUUUUUGUGAACUUCCGUCAUCUGUACAAGCAAAGGCAGAAGCGGUUCCGCACCAAGAAGAAGGCUCAUUAAUGCAUCGUUCCGCCUCGUGUUUAUUUCUCCUCAACAUUUCCUCGAGGUGCUCUCAUUUUACAGGCACCUUUCGUUGUUUACUAAAUCUGCUUUGUCCGCUUCCCUUGUGGGUCCAAAUAUAAUUUUUACUACAA
Molecule: messenger RNA, 1441 nt
Organism: Syngnathus acus (greater pipefish)
Lineage: Eukaryota; Metazoa; Chordata; Actinopteri; Syngnathiformes; Syngnathidae
Gene: hacd3
Product: 3-hydroxyacyl-CoA dehydratase 3
Exons: 11
Coding region: 126-1307 (393 amino acids)
Biological process (GO): very long-chain fatty acid biosynthetic process; sphingolipid biosynthetic process; fatty acid elongation
Cellular component (GO): endoplasmic reticulum membrane
Molecular function (GO): 3-hydroxyacyl-CoA dehydratase activity
Source: RefSeq, a predicted model, not a curated record